Brassica napus (rape) is the source of this 5885-nucleotide messenger RNA. RefSeq lists its product as uncharacterized. The transcript has a single exon. Gene Ontology annotation, molecular function: nucleic acid binding; zinc ion binding. Gene Ontology annotation, biological process: DNA integration. Bases 284 to 5446 code for a protein of 1720 amino acids. The record is from RefSeq and is a predicted model, not a curated record. NCBI's taxonomy places the organism in Eukaryota, Viridiplantae, Streptophyta, Magnoliopsida, Brassicales, Brassicaceae.
GGUGGAAGAGGAAGCCUGCUGGCUGAGGAGAAAUCCAGCCUUUGAGGAGGUUAAAACGGAUUCUUUCAAAACAAAUCUCUUAUCUUUCUAUCUUUAAAGUUCCCGUGUGUUUUGCUUAAAUUUGGCAAUCCAGAUUCCGAGAUCUGUUCUUCAUAGAACUUUGAGUGGAAACUUGAGUGAUCACUUUUAAAUCGAGAGAAACACGUGUGUGGGUGAGGAACAAACACUUGAGAGUGUGAGUUUUUAAUCCUAACGUUUUGUGUUUAAGAAAAUUUCAGGAACCAUGAGUAGCCAUGAAGAACAAAACCGUCCCGGAAAUUCAGUUGCUGGACUGUCUAAUCUUCAGAUGCGAGCUUUGAAUGAUUCUUUUUCUAACCUUAUAAACACAGGUCUAGAGCAGAUCCAUCAAAGGCUUGACGAACUUCAAGUAAGUCAGUCCCAUCCGAGAUCAAGGACAAGAACCAAUCAGCCGCGAAGGAAUACCCGGUCAGAUGAUGAGUUUCCUGAUGAGGACGCCCAAGAGGACGAGGUUAGAUCCGCUUACCGGCCUAGAAGAGGUCAUAGAACUCGAAACCCAGGUGAUGUCAAUCCAUUUGCUAGAAACAAUCGUACUGAUGAUAGUUUGAACGGAUUGAAAUUGAAAAUUCCACCUUUUGAUGGUAAAAACGAUCCUGAUGCUUUUCUAGAGUGGGAAAGAAAAAUUGAGCAUGUCUUUGAUUGUCAAAACUAUUCUGAACUUAGAAAAGUAAGGCUUGCGGCCACUGAAUUCUCUGGCUAUGCUAUUAACUGGUAUGAUCAAGUGUUGACCCACAGGAGGAGAACAGGUGAGCGACCGAUUGAGACAUGGGAUGAGCUUACCUUGUUGAUGAGGAAACGAUUCGUGCCAACCCAUUAUCACCGUGACCUUCACCAAAAGCUAAGACGUUUGCUUCAAGGAACCAAAUCUGUGGAAGACUAUUAUCAAGAGAUGGAAGUUUUGAUGACCAAAACGGACACAGAUGAACCUUUGGACGCCACUAUGGCUCGCUUUCUUUCAGGCCUCAACCGUGACAUCCAAGAUCGUAUGGAGCUUCAAGAGUAUGGAAGUGUGGAACAGAUGCUACACAAAGCCAUCUUGAUCGAGCAACAACUCAAGAGAAGGAGUUUCUCAAAACCGGCCACUACUUCUAAGCCGGCCUACUCUCCUAAACCGGCCUAUGCUCCUAAGCCAAGCUAUCAAGACAAAGGUAAGUCUCCUAUCACAACACAUACUGCCUUUAAAACUAAUGUUUCCACUCGUGAUGACAAAGGAAAGGCAGUAGACGACUCAAGCCGAGCAAGAGACAUUAGAUGUUUCAAAUGUCAAGGGCUAGGACAUUAUGCCAAGAACUGUCCAAACCAGCGUGUGAUGAUUCUCUUGGAAAAUGGUGAAGUUGAGUCCGAGGAUGAACAAGAAAACAAGGAGGAUCUUGGUCCUAUCUUUGAUGAGAAAGAGGAGUCCUUUGACUACCCACAUCACGGACCAUUACUUGUGGCUAGGCAGGCAUGGAACGAUCCCAUCUUCGAUAAAACGGACGGCCCCGCGAACGGCCACACGGACAACGACCAUGACCCGUCCUUUGAUUCAGAUUCUGAGCCGAUCUUUGAUGAUGAAGAUAGUUUUGACUAUCCAGCUCAUGGACCACUACUGGUCACUAGACGUUCCUUGAGUGUUCAGCCCAAAACCGAUGAAAAGGAACAAAGGGAGAAUCUCUUUCAUUCUCGUUGUUUAAUCUCUGAAAAAGUUUGUUCCUUGAUCAUUGAUGGUGGGAGUUGUACUAACGUUGCUAGUGAUACUCUUGUCAGGAAAUUAGGUCUAGCUACUCGACCUCUUUCUCGUCCUUUCAGGUUGGAAUGGCUCAAUGAAACUGGUGAACAGUAUGUUAAGGAGCAAGUCACGAUCCCUCUCACCAUUGGUCGUUAUGAGGACGAGAUUGUGUGCAACGUCCUUCCCAUGGAUGCUUGUCACGUUCUGUUGGGACGUCCAUGGCAGUUUGAUAAAAGAACCGUCCAUGAUGGUUACACAAACCGGCACUCCUUUGACCAUAAAGGAAAGAAGAUCACGCUUGUACCACUCUCGCCCUUGGAGGUCCAUCAAGACCAGCUCCAACUUAAAAAGAACCGUGAACAAGAGGCCAAACCAGACAAACCUGAGUCCUCAAUCCGGAACUCCAACUUCUUUGUCAAACAAAGUCAGGUUAAGAAGUCUCUUCAUUCUCAAAAGCCCUUUCUUUUACUUGUGUACAAAGAAUCUCUGAUGGCUUCUACUUCUUCUAACCUUGCACCGGAAGUUCCGAGUGAUUUGCUAGAUGUCUUGCAGGAUUAUUCGGAUGUCUUUCCAGAUGAAAACCCAAAGGGUUUGCCACCAGUACGAGGGAUUGAACAUCAGAUUGACUUUGUUCCGGGUGCGUCUCUACCUAACCGGCCAGCUUACAGAACCAAUCCGGUGGAGACCAAGGAACUUGAGAAACAAAUUGGAGACCUUAUGGAGAAAUGUUACAUCAGGGAAAGCCUCAGUCCUUGUGCCGUUCCAGUUCUACUUGUCCCCAAAAAGGAUGGAUCAUGGCGCAUGUGUGUGGACUGCCGUGCCAUCAACAACAUUACGGUAAAGUAUAGGCAUCCCAUUCCUAGACUAGACGACAUGCUUGAUGAACUUUACGGUUCAUGUGUCUUUUCUAAGAUAGAUUUGAAAAGUGGCUAUCACCAAAUCCGAAUGAAAGAAGGUGAUGAAUGGAAAACUGCAUUUAAAACCAAGCUAGGAUUGUAUGAAUGGUUAGUUAUGCCAUUUGGUCUUACUAAUGCACCUAGCACUUUCAUGCGAUUGAUGAACCAUAUCUUGAGAGCAUUCAUUGGUCAUUUCGUGGUAGUUUACUUUGAUGAUAUUCUUAUCUACAGCAAGAACAUGGAUGAACAAAAGAAACAUUUGAAAUCUGUCCUUGAAGUUCUUAGAAAGGAACAUUUGUUUGCUAACCUUGGAAAGUGUUCUUUUGGCACAGAUCAUGUGGUCUUCUUAGGUUUUGUUGUAGGUGCUGAAGGACUUAGAGUGGACGAGGAGAAAAUCAAAGCCAUCCGAGACUGGCCAAGUCCAACUAACGUGAGUGAAGUAAGGAGCUUCCACGGCCUUGCCGGGUUCUAUCGACGGUUCGUCCAAGAUUUCAGUACCAUAGCGGCCCCAUUGACCGAAGUCAUUAAAAAGAAUGUUGGGUUCAAAUGGGAACAAGCUCAGGAAGAAGCCUUCCAAAUCCUUAAAGGGAAGUUGACUAAUGCCCCUUUACUUGUUCUUCCUGACUUUUCUAAAACGUUUGAGAUCGAAUGUGAUGCUUCGGGUGUUGGUAUUGGUGCAGUUUUGAUGCAGGAUAGAAAGCCUAUUGCUUACUUCAGUGAGAAGCUUGGAGGCGCCACACUCAACUACCCAACUUAUGAUCAGGAGUUGUAUGCUUUGGUAAGAGCUCUUCAAACGUGGCAACACUAUCUUUGGCCUAAGGAGUUUGUUAUCCACACGGAUCAUCAGUCCCUGAAACACCUUAAGGGGCAACAGAAGCUGAACAAGAGGCAUGCCCGCUGGGUUGAGUUCAUUGAGACAUUUCCUUAUGUCAUCAAAUACAAGCAAGGUAAGGAAAACGUUGUGGCUGAUGCCUUGUCCCGAAGGUAUACUCUUCUUUCAGCCCUCGAAACGAAACUUCUCGGUUUUGAAUUUAUCAAAGACUUGUAUGCUUCUGAUCCGGAUUUUAAAGAAAUUUUCAACAAGUGUUCCAGAGUGGCUUAUGGCAAGUAUUAUCGGAACUCGGGUUUUCUUUUCUAUGAUAACCGUUUGUGUGUGCCCCAAUGUUCUUUGAGGGAGUUGUUUCUCAGGGAAUCUCAUGGAGGAGGUCUUAUGGGACACUUUGGAAUUAAGAAGACAUACAAGGCCGUGUAUGAUCAUUUCUACUGGCCUAGCUUGAUGAAGGACGUAGAGAGAAUUUGUGGCCGAUGUGUGGUGUGCAAGAAGUCCAAAGCCAAGGCAUCCAAUCACGGUUUGUACUCAGCCUUACCCAUUCCUUCUCAUCCUUGGAUUGAUAUUUCUAUGGAUUUUGUUCUUGGAUUGCCUAGAACUAAGAAUGGCCGAGACUCUAUCUUUGUGGUUGUCGAUAGAUUUUCGAAAAUGGCUCACUUUAUUCCUUGCCAUAAAACUGAUGAUGCUGUACAAGUUGCUGAUCUAUUCUUUAAGGAAAUUGUGAGAUUGCAUGGAAUGCCUAAGACCAUUGUUUCUGAUCGUGAUGCUAAGUUUCUUAGUUAUUUUUGGAAAACUUUGUGGUCUAAGUUAGGAACGAGAUUGAUGUUUUCCACAACUUGUCAUCCGCAAACUGAUGGUCAAACCGAAGUUGUUAAUCGAACUUUGUCUGCUUUGCUUAGAUCUCUGGUCAAGAAAAAUCUUAAGUCUUGGGAAGAUUGUUUGCCACAUGUUGAGUUUGCUUAUAAUCAUGCUAUGCAUUCAGCUACAAAGUUCUCUCCUUUUGAAGUUGUUUAUGGUUUUAAUCCCUUAUCUCCACUUGAUCUUUUACCUUUACCUUUGAGUGAAAGAGUUAGUACAGAUGGUAAAAGAAGGGCGGACACCAUCAAAAAGCUUCAUGAACAAGUUCGAGUCAACAUUGAAACCAAAACCGAGGGUUACAAAAGAUAUGCCAACAAGAAGCGAAAGGAGUUGGUUUUUCAAGAAGGUGACUUGGUUUGGGUUCAUUUGAGGAAGGAACGAUUCCCGGAAGAAAGGAAGUCCAAACUUAUGCCUCGAGUCGACGGUCCAUUCCGGAUUCUUAGAAGGAUCAAUGAUAAUGCUUACCAGCUAGAUUUGGAAGGUAAGUAUGAAAUCUCUUCAAGUUUUAAUAUUUCUGAUCUAUUUCCUUUUCUUGCAGAUAAUCCAGAUUUGUGGACAAAUCCUUUUGAAGAGGGAGGGAAUGAUGUGCCUCAGUCCGAGGAACUCGACCAUCAGGAAGGUCAGGACAUUCCAACCGAGGUUCAUCACCCCAACCGAGGUCGAGCUGUGUACCGGAUCGAUCCAUGGACGGACGGGAAGGAGCUUAGACUAGAUCCUCGACCUAUCAGCCGAACUGACCGUACGGGAUGGUCUCUCUCUCGGACAACUCGCCAAUCUCAGACUGACGGUCAAACCAGAAGCAACUUAGGCCGAGCCGAACUAGGAACUGGACGCGACUUCUCUCUUCUCGCACGUUUGGAACGUACCGACCGUAUUGACGAACUGAUCGACCCAUUUGAUCAGUUCAUGCACUUUGAUCAUCCGAAUCUCUCUAAGGCACAGAUUCUUCAUCUUUCAGAAGACUUGGGACGAUUAUGGUCGAAGAUGGUUCAGGAGACGGAUAAGACGGAACAGACGGACCGGCCCGCGACCGUCCUGCUCCUGGCCGCGGUUCAACCAGCCGAAGGGGCACUUUGACCAGUCCGCAAAUUGAAGUGUCUUUCUUCUUUGUCUUUCAAAAUUCUAGUCAAAAGUCUUUAAUUUUAUUUGUCUUUCAAACUUCUAGUCAAGUAGCCCCUUUGUCUCCUACUUGUACUAUAAAUAAGUAUUUCAUUUCAUUAAUAAAAGCAGAUCAUUUUGGAUUAAGUUUCUGAGUUUAAACUCUCUGUUCUCUUUAGAACUUGUUUUCGAUUGUCUUGGUGAGUCAUAUCCGAGCAAUUCACUUCUCAACUAGUUGGUCUUGUGAGUCAUAUCAAGCAACCAGUUCGAGAUCUUCCUUGGCGGACUUGUGAGUCAUAUCAAGCGCCAUUGAAGUCGGGAAUAUCAAGGGAACAUCCGCAACCCUUGUGCGACCCAACGUUUCAUCAGUUCUCCUUUCCGGAGUUCAUAUCCAAACGAAUCCAGUCGAGGGCAAUCC